Molecule: messenger RNA, 366 nt
Organism: Ectocarpus sp. CCAP 1310/34
Lineage: Eukaryota; Phaeophyceae; Ectocarpales; Ectocarpaceae
Source: the annotation of a GenBank genome assembly
AUGCCCCCAGUCCAAAACAUGACCUUCAGCUUGGUCUCUGCAUCCAUUGGUCCAUCAACACCGCCGCCAGCGGCACUGUUGUGCGGGGCUGUCACUGUGCCAUUGGUGGUCGGCUUGCUAGCGGGCAGCGUCGACCCGAACUUGCCGACCCGAGACGGCCGGACGCCGCUGCACCUAGCUGCUGUCGCGGGGCAGAAAGCGCCGGUGUUGAGCUUGCUAGAGCACGGUACCACCAUCGACGCACGGGACGCAACGGAUGAGUCGCCACGUGUCGAGGCCUCUUGCAGAGGCAGGCAAGCUAUCGUGGAGACCCUGCUCUCCAAGGGGGCCGCCGCCAACCUCCGAGGAACCGUUCCGCUACGCUAG